GUGUGUGCAUGUCCAAGCUGAAGGCAGCAGAUGCUGGGCCCAGGGAACUCUGCACCAAGUGAGCAAGCGAGACCUCCAGGGACUGACUUGCCAACAGCUGGACUUGAUCACCAGCUCGAAACUGAGAUCAUGCACUGGGUAGAAUAACAAGCGGACACUGUUCUCUCUGGCUGUGCAAAGUGUUGUUUUCCAAGGAAUUGCCACAGCAGCAGCAGCAGACAGAAAACCAGAGAUCACCACCUGAACCCUUGAGUCUCUUGAGGGAACCCAAGCUCCUGGGGAGUGUGCAGGAUGAUGGUGGCCCUUCGGGGAGCUUCUGCUUCAGCUGUUUUCUUCCUCGCAGCAUUUCUGCCCCCACCACAACAGGCCCAAGACCCAGCCAUGGUACACUACAUCUACCAACGCUUCCAAGUCUUGGAGCAAAGGCUGGAAAAAUGUACCCAAACAACAAGAGCAUACAUCCAAGAAUUCCAGGAAUUCUCCAAAAACAUAUCCAUCAUGCUGGGGAAUUGUCUGACCCAUACAAGCGAAUAUAGGAGCGCUGUUGAUAACCUUGCACUGAGAGUGGAGCGUGCCCAGCAGGAGAUUGACUACCUGGAGUACCUUCGAGAAGCUGACAUCUGCGUUGAAUCAGAGGAGAAGACUCUGGCUGAAAUGGUACUUCAAGAAGCAGAAGAAAAAAAGAAGAUCCAACGUCUACUGAAUGCAAGCUGUGACAACAUGCUGAUGGGUAUCAAGUCUCUGAAAAUAGUGAAGAAGACCAUGGACCCAGACGGCUCUUGGAUGAAAGAUGCUGGCGGCAACUCCGCAAAGGUGUAUCUAUUAACCGGAUCCAGAAGCAACACAGUUUGGGAAUUUGCAAAUUUGCGGGCAUUCAUGGAAGACAGCACCAAGCCUGGCCCCCGGAAGCUAAUCUUACCCCUUUCUUGGCAAGGAUCAGGGCAAGUGAUCUACAAAGGCUUUCUAUUUUUCCACAGUCAAGGAACACCUAACGAGAUAAUUAAGUAUAACCUGCAGAAGAAGACGGUGCAAGAUCGGAUGCUUCUCCCAGGAGGGGCAGGCCGAGCACCCAUCUAUCAACACACCCUAUCCACUUACAUUGACCUAGCUGUGGAUGAACACGGGCUCUGGGCCAUUCACUCUGGACCAGGUAUCCAAGGCCACUUGGUUCUCACAAAAAUUGAGCCUGGCACUUUGGGAAUAGAGCAUUCAUGGGACACGCCAUGUAGAAGCCAGGAUGCUGAAGCCUCAUUCGUCCUGUGUGGGGUUCUCUACGUGGUCUACAGUUCUGGUGGCCAAGGCCCCCAUCAUAUCACCUGUGUCUACGAUCCACUGGGCACUGUCAGGGAGGAGCAUCUGCCCAACUUGUUCUUCCCCAGGCGGCCCAGCAGUCACUCCAUGAUCCAUUACAACCCCAGAGAGAAACAGCUGUAUGCCUGGAAUGAAGGCAAUCAGAUCAUUUACAAACUCCAGACAAAGAGAAAGCUGCCUCUGGAGUAAUGGUGGCUGCUGGGAGGGAACAUGGUGGGGCUUGGG
Acomys russatus (golden spiny mouse) is the source of this 1536-nucleotide messenger RNA. It is a transcript of the gene Olfml1, whose product is annotated as olfactomedin like 1. The record is from RefSeq and is a predicted model, not a curated record. The coding region runs from base 292 to 1500 and encodes 402 amino acids. The transcript is spliced from 3 exons. NCBI's taxonomy places the organism in Eukaryota, Metazoa, Chordata, Mammalia, Rodentia, Muridae. Gene Ontology annotation, biological process: signal transduction.